AUGGCGGAGAACAAGACGCUCAAGAAGAAGUCGCCCGUCGCGGGCAAUGGUCUGUUCGCGAAGCAGGACGUUGCGGCUGGCGACUUGGUUUUUGCACUGAAAAGGCCCCUCGUUACCGUCCUGGACAGCGUCAGCUUGGACAGCUGCUGCGCCAAUUGCUUCGCUUCCACUGGCUUUGGAGCCACCAACAGCCAGCUGGAACUGAAGGCGUGCACUGGCUGCCGGACCCUCAAGUAUUGCGGCAGGCCGUGCCAGAGCCAAUCGUGGAAGCGCCACCACAAGUUCGAGUGUCCGGUGCUCAAGACCCUCGGUCCGGAGAGACAGCUGCCCCAUACCGUGCGCGCUGUCAUUCAGACCUUGGCCAUGAGGAAAGCUGGCCUCGUCUCCGACGACGACUGGCAAGGCUUGCAGAGUCUACCCGACCAUCUCGAUGAGCUGCGGCAAGAUAGCGAGUGGGAGCGGCAUUCCGUGCUAGCCAUGGGCGCACUCAAGUACUCCCGGGCAGAGGACAUGUUCAAUUCCAACGUUGCUACUGGCAUCUACGCAAGAGUCCUGACCAACAGCCUGACCCUCAUCGGCAGCGCUCUUGAGCCGCUGGGCAUCGCCUUCGAUCCACUUGCAUGCAGCGCCAACCACUCGUGCGACCCUAACGCGUUUGUCAUCAUGGACGGCGCGCAGCUCUCGUACCGCGCCCUCAAACCCAUCGCCAGGGACGAGGAAGUCUUCAUCUCGUACAUCGACGGCACCAACCCCUUUGAGCGCCGCCAAACCGAGCUCCGCAAACGCUACCACUUCUCCUGCGCCUGCAGCAAAUGCGCCCAAGGCCCGACCCUCCGCGAGGACCGCUGGCUGACGGGCUCCUCGUCGCUCCAAGUAGCCAAGCCGGGCGCCGUCGAAGGCACGGCGUUCGCGAAGCUGGAGCAGGCUCGCGGCGGGUCGCUGUACGUGCAAGAGCUGCAGCCGAUCGAGGAAGGGCUGCGGUUCUGCGGCGAGACGGGCGUGUACCCGGCGGACCGGCAGCCGUACGCGACCAUGCGCGACGAGUACAUCGUCGGGUGCCUGUACGCAAGCCGCUUCGUCGAUGCCUGGCUGCAUGCGGUGCGGCGCUACUUCGACGUCGACCCGCUGCUGUACCCGCAGCCGCACCACCCGCUGCGCGUCGUGCACAAGUGGAGCCUUGCCAUGCUGACGCUCGUCGUCGCGCAGGACCACCACGCGGCGCUCGCGCGCACGCUGGGGACCGAGUUUGCCAAGCUGAACCUGGGCGUCGUGCUAUUCGGCGUGCUGGUCGAGACGGUGGCGAAUGUGUCGGCGAGCCACGGCGCGGGCAGCACCUUCGCGAAGAUGGUCAUGGACAAGUUUGAGCAGAUCAGGGUGGAUAUGACAAGGGGGGAUGAUUCGGUGCUGGCGGGGAUGAAGACGAGGAUCGAGGAGCAGUGGGUCAUCCUGAGGAAAAUCGGGGAGCAAAUGCCAUUCUGA
Diplodia corticola is the source of this 1479-nucleotide messenger RNA. RefSeq names its product set and mynd domain. Gene Ontology annotation, cellular component: nucleus. Lineage: Eukaryota; Fungi; Ascomycota; Dothideomycetes; Botryosphaeriales; Botryosphaeriaceae. The record is from RefSeq and is a predicted model, not a curated record. Gene Ontology annotation, molecular function: protein binding. Bases 1 to 1479 code for a protein of 492 amino acids. The transcript is spliced from 3 exons.